AGUGCUGAACAUUUGUGUGUGUGUGUGAGAAUCAACCCCUCCUUCUGGUGGAGCUUGCCUGAGGAUCUGAGGCCUCCCUCUCCUUACACAUUCACAGCGAGGAGGAACGUAAACAUGGCUCUCUCCAGCAGCAGCAGAGUUUAUGACUGUAUUGUGGUAGGAGCAGGAAUUCAGGGAUCCUUUACUGCCUAUCACCUAGCUAAAAACCAGAAGAGGACUCUGCUUCUGGAACAGUUCCCACUUCCACACUCCAGAGGCAGCUCCCAUGGACAAACAAGAAUUAUUCGCAGAGCUUACGCUGAAGACUUUUAUACCAACAUGAUGGACGAGAGUUACCAGCUGUGGGCAGACCUGGAGAGGGAAUCAGGCAUCAAACUGUAUAGGAAAACGGGACUUCUGGUUAUUGCUCCAUCUGGCAAUGAAGAGUUUGAAUCAAUAUGUAAAAAUAUGGAACAAAAGAAAAUACCUUGGGAAAGAUUCACCAAGGACCAGCUAAUGGCUAAAUAUCCUGAAUUUAUUCUGAAUCCUGAAGACGUUGUUUGUUGCGACAAUAAUGGCGGAGUUCUGUAUGCAGACAAGGCGCUGAGAUCUGUGCAGGAACAAUUUCAGCGAAUGGGUGGAGUGAUUCAAGAUGGGCAAAAGGUAAAGAAUAUUAAGCCGGGGCAAGUGGUUACAGUGACAACUACCUCUGAUAUCUACGAAGCGAAAAAUAUAGUGAUCACAGCAGGACCAUGGGCCCAGAAGGUGCUUUCUCCCAUUGGCCUUGAGUUACCAUUAAAGACUCUGAGAAUCAAUGUCUGUUACUGGAAAGAGAAGAUUCCUGGGAGCCCUGGUCUGCUGCAAAACUUCCCAGCAUUCCUUGGUGUAAACCUAAAUGGAGAAGAACAUGAGGUCUAUGGCCUACCUUGCCAAGAAUAUCCAGGGCUAAUUAAGAUUUGUUUUCAUGGUGGAAAUGAGGCUGAUCCUGAGGAGCGUGAGCUUCAAACUAAACCACCCCAAAUCCCAGACAUCCAGAUACUUUGCAACUUCAUCAGUAAAUACCUUCCUGGUUUGCACCCCAAGCCUGCUGUGAUAGAACAAUGCAUGUAUACGAAUACUCCAGACAGCAAUUUCAUCUUGGAUUACCAUCCUCUUUACAAGAAUAUUGUCAUCGGCUCUGGAUUCUCAGGUCAUGGCUUCAAGCUUUCUCCAUUAGUCGGGAAGAUAUUGAGUGAGCUCAGCAUGGGGAAGGAACCUGCGUAUGAUCUUACACCAUUCAGAAUCACUCGCUUCAAAACCCAAAGUGCAUCUUUGUGAGAUGAAGAAUGGAAAAAAAAUCACCUUUUUAUGGAUACUUUAUGGACUUUUAGUAACUGGUCACUAUGCCAUCAGUACAAGCUGAAGAAGGCAGUGGGGUAGUACAGACAGACUGGGGUUGAUUUACUAAAACUGGAGAGUGCAAAAUCUGGUGUGGCUGUGCAUGGUA
Messenger RNA from Rana temporaria (common frog), 1465 nucleotides. RefSeq names its product pipecolic acid and sarcosine oxidase (gene PIPOX). The transcript is spliced from 8 exons. The coding region runs from base 115 to 1296 and encodes 393 amino acids. The record is from RefSeq and is a predicted model, not a curated record. Gene Ontology annotation, molecular function: flavin adenine dinucleotide binding; L-pipecolate oxidase activity; sarcosine oxidase activity. Gene Ontology annotation, cellular component: peroxisome. NCBI's taxonomy places the organism in Eukaryota, Metazoa, Chordata, Amphibia, Anura, Ranidae.